Molecule: messenger RNA, 3106 nt
Organism: Herpailurus yagouaroundi (jaguarundi)
Lineage: Eukaryota; Metazoa; Chordata; Mammalia; Carnivora; Felidae
Gene: PLA2G6
Product: phospholipase A2 group VI
Exons: 16
Coding region: 46-2469 (807 amino acids)
Biological process (GO): positive regulation of ceramide biosynthetic process; cardiolipin acyl-chain remodeling
Cellular component (GO): mitochondrion
Molecular function (GO): protein binding; long-chain fatty acyl-CoA hydrolase activity
Source: RefSeq, a predicted model, not a curated record
ACCGAGGGGGCAGGUGGCAGGGCCUCCCCACCUGCCCCGCGGAAGAUGCAGUUCUUUGGGCGCCUGGUCAACACCCUCAAUAGCGUCACCAACUUGUUCUCGAACCCGUUCCGGGUGAAGGAGGUGGCUGUGGCGGACUACGUCUCGAGUGGCCGGAUUCGGGAGGAAGGGCAGCUGGUUCUGUUCCAGAACUUUCCCAGCCGCACAUGGGACUGCGUCCUGGUCAACCCCAGGAACUCACAGAACGGAUUCCGACUCUUCCAGCUGGAGAGGGAGACGGACGCGCUCGUGAACUUCCAGCACUAUUCUAUCCAGCUGCCGCCCUUCUACGAGAGCUCCAGCCAAGUCCUGCACGUCGAGGCCCUGCAACAGCUGACCGACCUCAUCCGCAGCCAUCCCAGCUGGUCGGCGGCCCAUUUGGCGGUGGAGUUGGGCAUCCGAGAGUGCUUCCAUCACAGCCACAUCAUCAGCUGUGCCAAUAGCAGGGAGAAUGAGGAGGGCUGUACCCCCCUGCACCUGGCCUGCCGCAAGGGCGACGGGGAGAUCCUGGCGGAGCUGGUACAGUACUGCCAUGUCCAGAUGGACGUCACAGACAACAAUGGAGAGACUGCCUUUCAUUACGCCGUCCAGGGGGACAAUUCCCAGGUGCUGCAGCUCCUAGGGAAGAACGCAUCGGCCGGCCUGAACCAGGUGAACAACCAAGGGCAGACCCCACUGCACCUGGCCUGCCAGAUGGGGAAGGAAGAGAUGGUCCGAGUACUGUUACUCUGUAACGCUCGGUGCAACAUCGUGGGGCCCAAUGGCUACCCCAUCCACGCAGCCAUGAAGUUCUCCCAUAAGGGGUGUGCUGAAAUGAUCAUCAGCAUGGACAGCAGCCAGAUCCACAGCAAAGACCCUCGCUAUGGAGCCAGCCCCCUCCACUGGGCCAAGAACGCAGAGAUGGCCCGCAUGCUGCUGAAGCGGGGCUGCGACGUGAACGGCACCAGCCGCUCGGGGAACACAGCCCUGCAUGUGGCCGUCAUGCGCAACCGCUUGGACUGUGUCAUGGCUUUGCUGACCUACGGGGCCAACGCCAACGCCCGCGGAGAGCACGGCAACACGCCGCUGCACUUGGCCAUGUCGAAAGACAACGUGGAGAUGAUCAAGGCCCUCAUUGUGUUUGGGGCAGAGGUGGAUACCCCAAAUGACCUCGGAGAGACUCCUGCUUUCAUAGCUUCCAAGAUCAGCAAACUUGUCACCAGGAAGACGCUCUUAACUCUGCUGAAAAAUGUAGGGGCCGACCACCGCCUCCCACUCACCCAAGGGGCCCCCUCGGAGCAGUGUUCCACUGCGACACAUCACUCCUUGUUCUCCCAGGAAAGAUCUCAGCCCCCACCGAUCAGCUUAAACAACCUAGAACUGCAGGACAUCAUGCAUAUCUCCCGGGCCCGGAAGCCGGCGUUCAUCCUGAGCUCCAUGAGGGACGAGAAGCGGACCCACGACCACCUGCUCUGCCUGGACGGAGGGGGCGUGAAGGGCCUCAUCAUCAUCCAGCUCCUCAUUGCCAUCGAGAAGGCCUCGGGCGUCGCCACCAAGGAUCUCUUUGACUGGGUGGCGGGGACCAGCACUGGAGGCAUCCUGGCCUUGGCCAUUCUGCACAGCAAGUCCAUGGCCUACAUGCGGAGCGUGUACUUUCGCAUGAAGGAUGAGGUGUUCCGAGGCUCGCGGCCCUACGAGUCGGGGCCCCUGGAGGAGUUCCUGAAGCGCGAGUUUGGGGAGCACACCAAGAUGACCGACGUCAAGAAGCCCAAGGUGAUGCUGACGGGGACGCUGUCUGACCGGCAGCCUGCUGAGCUUCACCUCUUCCGGAAUUACGAGGCUCCGGAGUGUGUACGGGAACCUCGUUUCAGCCAGAAUAUUAACCUGAAGCCUCCGACUCAGCCCUCAGAGCAGCUGGUGUGGCGAGCUGCCCGGAGCAGUGGGGCGGCCCCCACCUACUUCCGGCCCAACGGGCGCUUCCUGGACGGCGGGCUGCUGGCCAACAAUCCCACGCUGGACGCCAUGACGGAGAUCCAUGAGUACAACCAGGACAUGAUCCGCAAGGGCCAGGAAGGCAAGGUGAAGAAGCUCUCCAUCGUGGUCUCUCUGGGGACAGGGAGGUCCCCACAGGUGCCCGUGACCUGUGUGGACGUGUUCCGUCCCAGCAACCCCUGGGAACUGGCCAAGACUGUUUUUGGGGCCAAGGAACUGGGCAAGAUGGUGGUGGACUGUUGCACGGAUCCGGAUGGGCGGGCCGUGGACCGGGCCCGGGCCUGGUGUGAGAUGGUCGGCAUCCAGUACUUCAGAUUGAACCCUCAGCUGGGGACUGACAUCAUGCUGGAUGAGGUCAGCGACACAGUGCUGGUUAAUGCCCUGUGGGAGACUGAGGUCUAUAUUUAUGAGCACCGAGAACAGUUCCAGAAGCUCAUUCAGCUGCUGCUGUCACCGUGAGGCCACUGGGCACCCCCCGCCACCCCAUCCCACCCACCCAGCCCUUGAUGGAGAGGCCAGGUGACAUCUAACCAGCGCGCCACUGGGCAGAGCUGGGCCUCGGCGGCUCUGCAUCUCCAGACCAGACAGACCAGGCCUCAGAGGGCACUGGGCUUCCUGCCUGAGGCUGGUCCUGAGUCCUGCCCACACUGUCCCCGCCUUCUGGCACUUUUUGUCAUUCCACGCUUAGAAAUCCUAGAGCCUCACUGGGGCCCUCUCCCUGAUGGCCAAGGACAACUGACGCUUGGGCCCCCAGCCCUGUUAGCUCAGACACCAGGCGUUCUCCCAGGUCCCCUGGCGAAGGGGGGAUGCCAAGACCCCUUCCACUCUCUGUCCUCUUCCCUGGGGUGGGGGGCUUGGGGAAACAGGCCUUUGCCCCCCCCCCCCAUCAGCAGGGGAAACCCAAGCCCCGCCGACUCUGCCCUCAACACACAUGCAGCCGCCUGCACCCCUCGGAACUGCCCCACCCUGCGAGCUCCCCUCAGCUCUCAAAGGUCACUUCUGUGACUUCGGUUAUUCCUCCCGACCCGAGGUGGUUGAUGGGUGGGGCGGGGAUCCAGAGCCUGCCCUUAACUGAAAUAAACGGUUUGAUUCAAGC